This is a messenger RNA of Vavraia culicis subsp. floridensis, 2451 nucleotides long. RefSeq lists its product as uncharacterized. Bases 1 to 2451 code for a protein of 816 amino acids. The transcript has a single exon. Gene Ontology annotation, molecular function: ATP-dependent chromatin remodeler activity; ATP binding. The record is from RefSeq and is a predicted model, not a curated record. NCBI's taxonomy places the organism in Eukaryota, Fungi, Microsporidia, Pleistophoridae.
AUGUGCCAUACGAUCCGUUCGCUCAUCCAAUUAUCUACUGUUGCUGUGCGACCAACACUCUACAAACAAGAUUUGAUCAGCAUUGUGCUCCAAACUGACGGCCUAUUAUCAUCAAAUAUCACGAAGCGGCUACAACGAUUACUAAAAUUGGUAUGUCAUUUAUCACCCAUGAAACGGGACGUAAGAGUAGACUUCGAGCAUGUAGUAAGGACAAAAAAACAAAAACUGAACUUACGCACACUUACACCUUUUGACCACAAUUAUAUAAGGAAAAAGAGGGAAGAGGACAAAAAAAUCAGCGCAAUACAUAAGAGUCUGAAAGCAAAUGAAAAAAAAUUCAAAAAGAAAAAGGCUGUGCCCAGUAACGUUGAGGUACCAAGUAAUUUGAAAACCAAACUACUUCCCUAUCAGAAACGAGGGCUCGAUUGGAUGGUCAGCUGUGAACAAUCCCCUGUCAACGGGGGUAUUCUAGCCGACGAAAUGGGACUGGGAAAGACCAUACAGAUCUUAUCAUUGAUACUAACCGGACAUCAAGGUGAUAUUAAUUUAGUUAUAGCACCAGUUGUGGCCUUGAAUCAGUGGAAGAGCGAAGUAGCGAAACACACUUUGGGAAUAAAUGUGAUAUCACAGGACAACCAAAAACUGAAAAGUGACCAAAUCAAUGUUAUACUUAGCAGUUAUGGAAAGAUUGAAAGCAUCUAUAGGCGGAAUAAAAACCUGGUAAAAGCUGGCGGGUCUAGCAGUCUAAUAAAAACGGGGAAACCUGGCGAUUUACAGCAGCAAAUUGCGAGCAAAUAUGAUGAUAAUGAUAAUACUUUCCUGUUCAGCAGUAUAUACGAGCUGCAUUUUCGGAGAAUCAUUCUCGAUGAAGCGCACGCGAUCAAAGAUUCGCGAAGCAGCACUAAUACAGCAAUAAGCCGGUUAAACAGCGACAAAAGAUGGGGUGUUACUGGAACACCUGUUCAAAACCGAGUGAGCGAUUUAUUUUCGCUCAUCAAGUUUUUAAAAAUAGCACCGCUGGGGCAGUAUUUCUGCAAAAAAUGCGAGUGUGCAUCAUUUGUUUGGCUUAACCACGGUGUGCGAAGAGGAUUUUGCUCAUGUGGUCAUUUUGGAUCGCAGCAUUUCGGCUGGUGGAACAGGAAAAUAACCACACCAGUGAAACUUUUCGGGCUGACAACUCGCAACAGAAAAAUUUUCAAGUUGAUAGAACGAAUUAGCAAACAUUUUAUACUGCGAAGAACAAAGGUUAAAUUGGAAAAAGAACUCGGUCUCCCGAGUAAGCAGUUGCGCAUUAUUCGUUCGUAUUUCAGCAAGGAGGAGAAAGAGUUUUAUGAGAGCAUCUACAAGAAGACAAAGUUGGAGUUCAACGCGUAUAUCAGUCAAUGCGAUACAUCGUAUGUCAACAUCUUUUCGCUGAUACAGAAGCUGCGAAUGGCAGCUAACCAUCCAUUCUUACUUUCCAAGAAGAAUGCGCUAAUUUGCUCACUUUGUCACGAGGAGAUUUUUGAGCCUGUAUGGUCAAAAUGCGGACAUAUGUUCUGCAGAAAAGAAGCCGAGAUGUAUUUUUCAGCAAAUAGAAAGUGCCCAGUGUGCCAUCUGAAAAUCACGAUAGAUUUCUUCGAUGAAAGGGCCAUUAAAGAGUUGAAAUAUGCGAACGAGAGUACAAUAGUGGAUAAUGAUGCUGAUACUGGUAAUAAUACCGAUUUGGCAAAUGAACACGAUUCUAUUUAUGGCAUAUGUGGCGCUAGAAAAACCGACUCGAAGAAUGAAAGCAGCACGCGUGUGACCGAUCAAGAUUUUUUGGACAAGGACAUGCCAUUCUAUGGACAGAAUUCAAUAUCCAAAUAUAUUUCGGAGGGCGAGGCAGAGCAUAGCAUCCCGAGAGGCGUUAAAGGGAGCGUGGUUGACAUAGGCAACUGGAGAAGUAGCACAAAGAUGGAAACGUUAAUGGAAAUGCUGUACAAUAUACAGUCAAAUGCGCGUACUUCAUCCAACAAGUCAAUUAUUUUUUCGCAAUUCGUUAAUUUUCUUGAAAUGCUAUCAUGGCGGCUCGAGCGAGCUGGGUUCAGAUGUGUUAAGAUAUAUGGUUCGAUGCCGCAGACACAAAGAAAGGCAAGCAUAGAAUCGUUUCAGAAUGAUUCGACAAUUAAGAUAUUUCUGAUAUCGCUCAAGGCUGGUGGUCUGGCAUUGAAUUUAACCGAGGCGAACAAUGUUUUCCUGAUGGACCCGUGGUGGAACCCAGCAGUUGAAGAACAAGCCAUGGACAGAAUACACAGGAUAGGGCAGUUUAGGCCGAUAAACAUUUAUAAAAUCGUAAUUGAGGACUCGAUCGAAUCAAAAAUAGUUGAAUUACAGAAGAAGAAAAAAGCGUUGUUUAAUUCCACUGUUGAGAAUGAUUGUGGCGCGCUAGAAAAGUUAGAACGCGAGGACCUGAUCUUUUUAUUCAAUUAG